UAAAUCUGCCACUGGUUAAAACUAUGAGAGUUUGAAUAACACCAGAAUGCCUUUGGUGGAAAAAUGUGAGCAAGCCUUCAGUGAGAAAACUUCUAUCCCACGAAAAGUCCACAACAUUUUCCACGCGAAAAAAAUUCAGGUGGGACAGGGAGAUGUGUGAUCUUAACCACCAAUGUCUCUUUACUUCCACGAAAACUAGUUUAAGCCUUAAGUUCAAAAAUUAAUAAGGUAGUUUUUGGCUUUUGUUUUAUAUAAACACAAUUUCGAACUCUAAUGUCGAACGACGCAAAAUCAAAAUCGUCGAUGACAGUUUCUCUACUACUUGUCUGUCGUUUGUUCCAGGUGUAUGCCUUCAUGGGCUGGCUUUUUUUGCUCGUUUGAUAGCCCUUAUGUCCGUAUAAAUUUCACGUAACCACCGAUUUUUGUCUGUUAUAUCUGCUGCUUGUUUGGUGGAAUUUACAAUGAAACUCUCUGCAAAAAAAAAUUCCUUUCAUUUCACGGCCUUUGCAUUUAGUAACCCAUUUUCACCCGAUGUGCCAGUCAUAUAAUUAUCUUUAUGUUCCUAAGCGGUCAGAUACGGGUUGAUGCGUUGGGUGAUGUAUCACUUAUGAAUAAGAACAAAUAGUUGUCCAAUCAGCGUCUGAUUACUAAUAAACAUCCUUGAUACGAACUGGAAUAUUGACGUGUGAUAAGCUUAUCACGAAGCACAGACAAGAUAUCGUUACUCUGCUCGUCUUCAAUAUACCACAGCAUCUUCCUAGGACACUAGAAUAAAAACGAAGUCAUUUCGAUACGAUAAAACGGAACGACACUGGGAUUUUGGAGGAAAGAAUCGGCCAUGGACUAUGGCAAGGAACCAUUACAGCUUUUGCCUGGAGUGAUUUUGGAUAACCAUAAGAAACUCAGGUAAACCUAGGAUAGUCAUAGGUACCGGGAUUCGAACGCUGGUCCUUCGCAGUGCGAAUACGUUGCCUUACUACAGCACCAUCCUGCGUGGUUACUCACUCCCCACCCACGAUGUUUUGUUACCUUCACGAGUAGCAAAAAAAUGUUUCCUCGUUCACGCUCGCGCUGACAUUUAGACGAGACCAGCUAGCGCUCUAGUUGAUGUAUGCCAAACGAGACAGAACACGAGAGGAAUCUAUCUCGGGAGUCUGAAGCACGAGACGCCUUCUUUUUACAGACGAGAGAGCCAAAACCCGAAGUUCCCCGAAGUUCAUGAUUUUUUUCCGUAUCUUUAAUGUAGCUAUCCUAACCAAGUCAACCGUCCACAAUGUUUUAAAGUAUUUAUAAUGUAGCUAAUCUAACCUAAUUGACCAUUAGUAUCCUUUUAUCAACACCGCCAUAUUUAUUUACAAUGAACAAAAAAACCGAAGAUGCACGAUCGGGCGUUUGGCUCUCUCGUCUGUGAAAAGAAGGCUUCCCCUGAAGCACAGCCACGGCUGUGAAAUAAACAACUGGCGCAAUCAAAGGCCGGUGGAGGGGAUGGCCUUGGGUCAAGUGGGCGUGCAAACCGAGGCAAUCGACCGGCAGUUGCCACACGCGUUGUUGUGGUUGUCAGGUUAGGAGUGCAGAGACGAACAUCGGCUGGAACGACGGUUGCAGAUGACAUGACGACCCAGAAAUACAGCGCUGACAUUCUGCAAGAAAUUUCUCCGGAAAACAUUCCUCGCCUGUUAGAGGCGCUGAAGAAAGACUGGCCACAGUCCGUAACUAUAUCCCACACCAUAAAAACGUUCGUUGAGUGGAAGAGAAAAGAUCCUGAAUUAGAUGCCUACAUUUUGACUCCAAAUGGAACUUGGAAGAAUGGUACUGUUGUCUGCAUUGCCCAGCCGGUGCCGGCAUGGCGGCCGCCAACAGCUCGCGCGACGACCGGCGCGCCAUCUACAUGGGCGACCCGGAGGAGAUGCUGCGGCCCUCGGCCAGCAACCCCUACUUCGCGGACAUCGUGGCGGCGCACGCGGCGGCGCUGCUGGUCGGCGUGGCGGGCAACCUGGCGGUGGUGGGCGUGGCCGCCUCGGAGCGCUCGCACCGCAGCAAGACGCACCUGUUCCUCGCCAGCCUCGCCGGCGCCGACCUGCUGCUGCUGUGCGCCGGCGCGCCGCUGCAGGCGCUGCAGUACUUCGUGCUGCAGUGGGACGAGGCGGGCGCCGUGUGCAAGCUGGCCGUGUACGCCGAGCUGCUGUCGGCCGUCGCGUCCGUGCUCAACCUGGCCGCCGUCACCGUCGAGAGGUUUGUGGUUAUUGUAUUUCCAAUGCAGUCGAGGUUCCUGUGCACCAUCAGAAACUGCCGAUGCUCAGUUGGGUUGGUGUGGCUACUGUCUUUUGCCCUGGCUGCUCCAGUACUUUACACCAAGGAAACUUUCCCAGUGACGUACACGAACGGCAUUCGCAAUGUUACUAUCUAUCAUUGCAAUGACAACGACACGAACGGAGUGCCCUUUGCCAUCUACGAGUUGUUCAUUCUGUUCGGGGCGCCGGCGGUGCUGAUGGUGACCUGCUACAGCUACGUCAUCCGAGAGCUGUGGAGGAGCACACACAGCGUGGGGAUCCUGACCAACGCCACUACAGCAAACAGCAGGGCACCUCCCCAGACGGGGACCAGGCUGCCAGUGGAAGAUACCACACAGAGGAAAAUGAGGAUUGUUGGCAGACGGUGCAGGACGACCCGAACAGAAACUGUGCCCUGCCAUCUCAGGAGGACUGACGUCGCUAGGAGAGCCAGGAAACAAGUUAUCAAAAUGCUCAUGUUGGUGGUGGUUCUGUUCCUGGCAUGCUGGGGUCCACGAAUCAUCAUGGAACUUAUCAUCAAAAUCGGCCUUGAUAUGUUUACAAGCGCUGUUUACAGUCUAAGAGUCACUUUCAAUGUUCUUCCCUAUAUUCAUGCAUGCAUAAACCCUAUAAUUUAUUCGUUUAUGUCUAAAAACUUCCGUUCCUCACUAAAACGCUUGUGCUGCAGAAGGAGGCAAAAAUCCAAAGUGUCUCUUGGCGCGAUUUCUUGUUCCGAGCAGUCCACUACACAACACACCUACAGCGACCGGAAAAAGAAGUUGGCAGACUGUUCUUCAUCUGCCACUACGUGCCAGGUCGACGACCACUCAGAAGAUGCGAUUGUGACUUUCGAUAAAAUCAGUGUCACCCCAGUCUGAAAAACUUGUGCACAUGCCGAAGAAAUCCUGAAAGAACUAUACAUACAUUUUUGUUGUGAUUAUUUAUACUAUCAACGAUAUUUAAGCAGCCAAAAUAAAGUGACAUAUUUUUGUUAACCACUCUAUGGAUGGGAUAUAAGAUUAAAUCUCGCUGUACCUGCAAUUAGUGUGCUAAUUUUUGUGGCUGUGAUGUUACCUCUGUGAAUUGUUUAGUUAUUCAGUCUUAUUUAAUCCAGAAACUUUUAUGUGUGUGUAUGUAUAUAUAUAUAUACGUGUGUGUCAGUAUUUCGAUGAUGAUAAAUUAUGGUAGUAAUAUUUAAA
Bacillus rossius redtenbacheri is the source of this 3469-nucleotide messenger RNA. Its product is annotated as galanin receptor type 2-like. Gene Ontology annotation, molecular function: acyltransferase activity, transferring groups other than amino-acyl groups; G protein-coupled receptor activity. Gene Ontology annotation, biological process: G protein-coupled receptor signaling pathway. The transcript has 7 exons. The record is from RefSeq and is a predicted model, not a curated record. Gene Ontology annotation, cellular component: plasma membrane. Bases 1844 to 3148 code for a protein of 434 amino acids. NCBI's taxonomy places the organism in Eukaryota, Metazoa, Arthropoda, Insecta, Phasmatodea, Bacillidae.